AAAAAAAGAGAGCGAGUACAGGCUGAUCUCUAUCUCUCACAGACAGCUUUCCAUGUUGCAACACACAGUGAAGAGGACGCGCUACACAUCAAACCAUCAUGCGCGCAGCUUUCUGAAGCCGUUUAGCGAUAGGGUGCGAGCGAGGGAUGAUGGCAUAGUCCCGUGCGGAGCGCCGAUGCUGCACGAUGAGUGUAGCGCUGCAGGAUUUACGAAAUAACAUGUCUAACUACAAGCGUGCAACGUUUGAAGAGGAGGAUGGGACAGACAUCACCGCCGAUGGAGCCAUCUCUCCUGACAGCGUGGAGGUGGGCUUCCGUAAGGGUGGUGUUCAGUUGUUUGGCCCGUUGGGCAGGAGGACUCAACUGGAGGUGGUGUUGGCUGGUCUGCUUCUGACUUCACUACUCGCCCUGUUCGGUUGUGCUAUUACACUGGGCGUCCGUUAUAACAGAGAUCCGGCCCAUAGUAUCUGUCUAACAGAGGCCUGCGUGACCGUGGCCAGCAAGAUUGUGGAAGCUCUGGACCGCUCCACCGACCCGUGUCAGGAUUUUUACCAAUACGCCUGCGGGGGCUGGAUCCGUAAAAACCCUCUGCCAGAUGGUCGGUCCCGCUGGAGCACAUUUAACAGCAUCUGGGACCAGAACCAGGCUAUUCUCAAACACCUGCUGGAGAACGGCACAUUCAAUUCAAGUAGUGAGGCAGAGAGGAAAACACAAUCCUACUACCUUUCCUGUCUGAAUGAACAGCGAAUAGAAGAGCUCGGAGCCCAACCGCUCAUUGACUUGAUUGCAAAGACUGGGGGCUGGAACAUCACAGAAGCCUGGGAUAAAGAUAACUUUAUGGAUGUUUUAAAGACCGUUUCUGGACCGUACAGAGCACAGCCCUUCUUUACCGUGGGUGUGAGCGUGGACCCAAAAAACUCCAACAGUAAUGUCAUUCAGGUUGACCAGUCGGGGCUUUUCCUGCCAUCUCGAGACUAUUAUCUCAAUAAAACAAACGAAAAGGUGUUAAAAGCCUAUCUGGACUACAUGGUGGAGUUGGGUUUGUUAUUGGGAGGAGACAAGAAUUCCACUCGGGAUCAAAUGCAGCAAAUUUUGGAUUUUGAGACGGCGUUGGCCGUCAUCACCGUACCUCAGGAUGAACGCAGAGAUGAGGAGAAGCUGUACCAUAAGAUCACCAUAGCUGAACUGCAGGUUUUGGCUCCAGCAGUUGAUUGGCUGGAUUAUCUGAACUUCGCCCUCUCACCGCUGGAGUUGAAUGAUACAGAGCCUGUAGUGGUCUACGCUAAGGAAUACCUGCAACAGGUUUCAGAGCUUAUCAACAAGACCGACCGCAGUCUUUUGAAUAAUUACAUGAUGUGGAACCUGGUACAGAAAGGAGCAUCCAGUCUUGACCAGCGCUUUGAAAAUGCUCAGGAUAAACUACUAGAAAGUCUCUAUGGCACCAAGAAGUCCUGUACCCCGCGCUGGCAAACAUGCAUUGGAAACUCAGACGACACACUUGGUUUUGCAUUGGGUGCUCUUUUCGUCAAAGCCACCUUCGACAAACAAAGCAAAGAAAAUGCGGAGGAGAUGAUCAAUGAAAUCCGCACGGCUUUCAAAGACGGUUUAGAUGACUUGCACUGGAUGGAUGAUAUGACCCGACAGGCUGCCAAGGACAAGGCGGAUGCCAUCUAUGACAUGAUCGGAUUUCCAGACUUUAUCCUGGACCCCAAAGAGCUUGAUGAUGUGUAUGAUGGGUAUGAGGUCACAGAUGACAACUUCUUCCAGAACACGAUCAACUUUUACAAUUUCUCAGCACGAGUGAUGGCCGACCAACUCCGCAAGCAACCAAACAAAGACCAAUGGAGUAUGACUCCGCCCACAGCCAACGCAUACUACAUGCCAACCAAGAAUGGAAUUGUGUUUCCCGCUGGAAUCUUACAGGCUCCAUUCUACGCUCAAGAUCACCCUAAAGCUCUGAACUUCGGUGGCAUUGGUGUGGUCAUGGGUCAUGAGUUAACACACGCAUUCGAUGAUCAAGGUAGAGAGUAUGACAAAGAGGGAAACCUGCGACCAUGGUGGCAAAACUCCUCAGUCGAAGCAUUUAAGAACCGCACCGAGUGUAUGGUGGAUCAAUACACUCAAUAUACCAUCAAUGGAGAGCAUAUUAAUGGAAAACAGACACUAGGAGAAAACAUAGCUGACAAUGGGGGUCUAAAAGCUGCUUACCAUGCUUAUAAAACGUGGAUGCAAAAGAACGGAGAUGAGAAGAGACUUCCAGCUGUCAAUCUGACCAACGACCAGCUCUUCUUUGUGGGUUUUGCACAGGUUUGGUGUUCGGUCCGAACGCCGGAAAGUGCUCACGAGGGCCUGAUGACAGACCCUCACAGUCCCCCCAAAUAUCGUGUUAUCGGCACUCUGUCCAACUCGCCCGAGUUUGCAGAGCACUUCCAGUGUCCGUUGGGAUCUUCCAUGAACUCAGGGCAUCGCUGCGAGGUGUGGUAAAACUGACACCAGGGACCACCAGCUUGCUUGCACAGAUCAGCCUGGCCAAAAAAAAAGCUGAACAGACGAUUUGGAUUCUUUCUCAAGCACUGUUUUUUAUUUAUGAGCUCAAACUUUUACAAGGAGAAAGUGAGCAUUUAAAUUCUUCGACCAACUCAACUCUGUUUUUCCUCUACACCAGCCCAUGCAGGCUUAUUUUAUUUAUUUGUUUGCUGAACUUGGAUGACAUUAUAGAUGAAGGGCCAAUCCGGGGUGCCGUCCGUCGCUUACGUGCGUGUUUCUGUGCUUCACACCCCGUUUACAACAAAUUCAAUUUCUUGCCGUCUGGGAUAGAAGACAUGUCCGUUAAUGCUACUCGGAGACCUCUUUUGUGACCUCACAGGACGUUCUGUAAUCUCAUAAUGACCUCACAGGAAGUGCUGGAUCGAAAGAAAGAGUGAAGGUGUAUUGUGAUCACACAGAAAUGGUAUUUAAUGGCAUGGAUAGCCAAUGUUUGUUCAUCCGACCUGUGUAUAUGGUGUCAUAUUUUGAUCUAGACAAAGUUGAAAUGAAACGAUCAUUUUAAACCGCUUUUUGCCAAAGAACAGUUCUGUUCCUUGUGUAUGUGUACUGCUUUGUCUUCAUAGUCAUUUAUUUCCACGUAAGUCUAAAAUGGUGUGAGUGAGAGAUAUAUUUCCAGGUAUGUAAGGUAUGAUCUCUAAAUUGUCUGCCUCGUGCAGAACUUUGUCAAGUCUACUGAAGUGCUAUCACAUUACAUUCUGAAAACCACUAAAAGGGGCAAUCGUAGGGUAAAUUUCACCCUGAAAUGAAUUAUAUUUUGCAUAUUGAAACUAAGCCCUAUUUCAGUUUCAUUGCUUUUUGCAUUGUGACAUUUAUUUUCAAGACAAUUCAGCACAUUUUGUUUGAUUAAAUUCUCAUACAAAAGAUUCUUUUUCUAGUUAGUAUUUGUCGGUUUUAAGCGCCAAUAUCUAAAAAUUC
This is a messenger RNA of Paramisgurnus dabryanus, 3461 nucleotides long. It is a transcript of the gene ece2b, whose product is annotated as endothelin converting enzyme 2b. Lineage: Eukaryota; Metazoa; Chordata; Actinopteri; Cypriniformes; Cobitidae. Gene Ontology annotation, molecular function: metalloendopeptidase activity. Gene Ontology annotation, cellular component: plasma membrane. The record is from RefSeq and is a predicted model, not a curated record. Gene Ontology annotation, biological process: protein processing.